Cololabis saira (Pacific saury) is the source of this 3056-nucleotide messenger RNA. Its product is annotated as E3 ubiquitin-protein ligase TRIM35-like. The transcript has a single exon. Gene Ontology annotation, molecular function: ubiquitin-protein transferase activity; zinc ion binding. The coding region runs from base 214 to 1611 and encodes 465 amino acids. Lineage: Eukaryota; Metazoa; Chordata; Actinopteri; Beloniformes; Belonidae. Gene Ontology annotation, biological process: protein ubiquitination. The record is from RefSeq and is a predicted model, not a curated record.
ACGACCUCAGACAUCAUAAAUCCUCUCGCUGCCGAACAACGUAGCAGAAGUAAGAACGCUGCGACCGUUAGGAUUUCUGCCACCGCUGGGGCCUCUGGUUUUGGUUUCCUCACACUCACCCUGCUUCAGCCCCCUCAGCCUCGUCUGAAGAAGCCGCAGCUCAGAAGUGAAAGUAACUGACAGUCUGAACCGUCAGCGUCUCCCGGAGAGAACAUGGCCUCCAGCUCAGAGAACGACCUCUCGUGUCCCGUUUGUCAGGACAUUUUCAAAGACCCGGUCGUCCUGUCGUGCAGCCACAGCUUCUGCCGGGCCUGCAUCCAGUCGUGGUGGACGGAGAAGGAAACACGACCGUGUCCGUGCUGCCAGAGGAAGUCAUCGAAGACCGACCCUCCUCGCAACCUGGCGCUGAAGAACCUGUGCGAGGCCUUUCUGCAGGACGAGGAGCGGCGGGAGGCAGCAGGGCCCGAGCACAUGUGCAGCCUGCACGGUGAGAAACUCAAGAUCUUCUGUCUGGACCACCAGGAGUUGGUCUGCUUGGUCUGCCGGGACUCCAGGACUCACAGCAGCCACCGGUUCAGACCCAUCGACGAGGCGGCCCAGGAUCUCCGGCAGAAGCUGCAGAGAGACCUGACACCCCUCCGGGAGAAGCUGACGCUCUUCCAGAAGGUGACGGGGGACUGCAUCUCCACGGCAGAAUACCUCCCGGUCCAGGCCCGGGACACCGAGAACAAGAUCCGGCAGCAGUUUCAGAAGCUUCACCAGUUCCUGGAUCAGGAAGAGAAGGCGAGGGUGGAGACGCUGAGGGAGGAGACGGAGCAGAAGAGUCGGCUGGUGAAGGAGAAGGUGGAGGCUCUGACCCGGGACAUGGACGCUCUUUCAGACACGAUCAGAGCGACGGAGACGGAGCUGAGAGCCGGAGACGUCUCGCUGCUGCUCAACCACAAGGUGGCGACCGAGAGGGUCAAGCAGGGCCCGGUUCUGAAAGACCCGGAGCCGGUUCCAGGGGCUUUGAUAGAUGUGGUCAAACAUCUGGGAAACCUGACCUUCCACAUCUGGAAUAAGAUGAAGGACAGGGUGGGCUACAGUUCCGUGAUCCUGGAUCCAAACACCGCCGACCCAGAGCUCGUCGUGUCUGAUGACCUGCUGAGCGUCACAUCCGGGGGGUCGGGAGAUCUGCCGAGCAACCCGGAGAGGACCCGGUUCCCCCGCACCGUCCGGGGCUCCGAGGGGGUGAAGUCAGGGACCUGCACUUGGCUAGUGGAUGUUGGAAGCAACGCUGACUGGGAGGCGGGAAUUCUGCAAGCCGAUGGUGGCGACAAAGCGGCGCCACAGCGGUGGAGGAUUUCACUCAAGGACGGUAGAUACAAGGCGUUGGCUGGAUCGGGCUCGGAGCAAGACCUGCAGGUGAGGAAGCCCCUGUGGAUCAAAGUUCAUCUGAACUUCGACAAGGGGGUGCUGUCGUUCGUGGAUAUUGUCACAAACACAGUCAUGCACACCUUCACUCACACCUUCACGGGCAAGAUGUUUCCUUACGUGUACACCCGGAGCUCAUUCCCACUGGGGAUCCUGCCAGUCAAUGUUUCCGUGAAGACACCGAGUUGGGAAGAUUAGGAGGUGGGACCAGGCCCUGAACCCCGAGACGAGUCAACAUCCCCUGGAAGGUCGUAUCAUUGUCCGCCUCGUUUGCAUUUGACGUUCUUGUCUGACUUGUGGACUUGUGGACUCUGACCGGGACUCGUUCAGCUCCAGCGAGUCUCAGCGUUUCAGUUCCAGAUUAAAAUGUUGGCUGAUCUGUGAACGUGAAUCCAGGAAAGAUGUUUCUGGAUGAUGAUCUAACAGUAACUCAUGAUGAUUGAUAAUGAUGAUUGAUCAUGUGAAUGGUGACCGGACCGUUGUCUCAGACAAUCCUGUAAAUAUUGAUGACUGAUGUGUGAUAAACAAUCAAAGCCACUCUAUGUAGAAAUACCACGUCUGACCUCAUGGGGGCAGCGAUCACGAGACGAGGUCGUGUUACAAGAGAGGUCGGUCCAGACGAGAGCUUGAAAAGCCUGUUUCCUCGUUCCCUUGUUUCCUCGUUUCUUUGUUUCCUUGUUUUUGCCACAUUAGAGAAGUGAGAGAAAGAACAGGUCUUUGAGGACGGUUGGGACACGCCCACCUUGUGUCAAUCCCAGACCUGUUUUAGCUUAGCUGACCCGGCUGGUUGCCAUGGAAACACGUAACUAUCAGAGCUACCCUGGGACAAAGGUUGGGUUGCAGUCGGGUCCGCCUCCCGGCGGCUGAUUGGCUGGAAGUGUCCUGAGAUGAUCGGCUGAUCGGCUGAUUGAUCCCCACUCACCAGUAGAUCUAGAUCGCCCCCACCUGGUCAGAUGUGGUACUGCUACGAGAAGAGUCUUAAAUGCUGCCGGUAAAACUUGGUGAUUGAGGGAAAUAAAAUAAAAAUAUUGAAUAUUUUUAUUUUUUAAACAUAAAAGAUGUAUGCUCUUUUAAAACUGCCGUAAUAAUAUAAUUUACCUUUUUUGUGAAGUGAAAUUCACUUUGACUUUGGACAGCAGGGAGUUAUAUAUUAUACAUAUAUAUUUGGUAUUUGGAGCUGAUUGUUUUUGCAGUGAUUUAUAAAGGUUCUGGAUUAAAUAAAAUAAAUGGAAACAUCUUGAUCAGGAGUAUGUUGAUUAUCUUCAACUAUCCAGAUAACAACAAUAACAACUGAUAACUGACUUCACAUGUGUUAAUAGCUCAAUUGUAACUAAGACAAUUUCUUUAAACAAUUAUUCUUCAUUUGAGCAUCAUUUUGUUUGUAUUGUAAUGGGAAAUUUUGGUAUAACAAUGUUUACACAAAUCCUGUUUUCAAGUGAACAUUCCUUGGCGAGGUCAUGCUCCUUUGACAGAGAGUCUAGCACGGUUGCCAUGGGCGAUAUUUUGUCUAGUUGUUCCCAGCCUGCCCACUAUAAGAUAUCGUGUCUCUAAACAUCUUCAGCUCACUCAGGACUGACUGUUCGUCUGAUCUCUUGUACUGUGUGACUCCAUUCAUGAAUGUUUCUCUUUUCAUUAAAACUCAA